UGUGUGUGUGUGUGUGUGUGUGUGUGUGUGUGUGUGUGUGUGUGUGUGUGUGUGUGUGUGUGUGUGUGUGUGUGUGUGUGUGUGUGUGUGUGUGUUUGCAUUCGUGUUUGCCCGCAUACCAACGUGCACCUGCAUAUAUAAGAGUAUCAGAAGCCAAAUGUAAACACGGUGAUGGCGAAUCCGCACACAAACCACCUGAGAAGCAGCAAUAAUCACCACAGCCAUCACAGCAGCGGCGGUCGUGGCAACACAGCGCCGUCACAUACGAGACUAAAGGGGUUGCUAUAUAAAGAACACUAAUAAGGCGCGAACCAUUCACAGUUCACUCUUACAAAACCACUACCCAAGCACACGAGGACUUAAAUCAGAUAACAUUACAUCAUACAUCGGUGCCUCCCUCACUACCUCGUCUCGCGUCACCAUGAAGACCUUUCACCCGGAGGAGCACAAGGCAGCCUCGGGGGGCGUGGGGCAGACCGGGAAAGCCUCCACGACGAGCCGCUCCUAUUACGAGGGCAGCCGACGAAGGGCCUCCCACCCGCCCCUUGAACGACGCCCGCGCCUACAGCGACCCACACGCAGGAGGGGUCAAGUGUCCGGCGGUGCCCAAAGUGACCUGUGGACAGCGCCGCCCUCAGGCAUGUCCUCGCCCUCUGUCAGCGUCCUCUCCAUGGCCUCCCUCGGAUCGUCGGUAGCUGGAGGGCCGCCCAAUCUCCCCCUCAACGCUGACAAGGGCGGCAGAGGGUGUGAUGGAGAUGCGGAAGGAGGAGGAGGAGGAGGAGGAGGAGUGAGGCGGAGCAGCGAUGGCGGAGGCGGCGCGAGUGACGUCACUCCCAGGAACAGCGUGUACUCCAGCACCAGCUACGCCGCCAGCCGGGGGUUCCGGCCCCAGGCGGGAGACCACUCGCUGCCCCAUCCUGUGGCGCCCCCGAGGAGCCGAGGCACCAUUGUCACGCCACCCGCCCGAGGCAUCAAGAAGUCCUCCUCGGAGAUCAUGGGGAGGGGAUCAGGGCCAGCCAGGGGCAUACUCAAGUCCUCCUCAGGCGUCCUAAAGUCCCACCAACACACAGAAGUUCCCUUGUCCAAAUCGUCCUCGGGGAUCACCGCGCCCCUUCCUCCUCGCGUCAACUUUAACACCACGGUAGUGACCAGUGACGACCCCCCGCCGCCCGCCGCUGCGACCCCUACCCCCAGCAAGCCUCCCUCUGAGACUCACACCACCGGUAUGUUCGUAGCUCCAGUGCCUAGUUGUGUGGCGUCAGCUGUACCAGUAGUCAUGUCUUUGUCAGCAUCAGGUACAUCAGAGGCAGCUGUCCCCGUGGCAGCAGAUCCUGCCUCGCUCUGUACUGUAGCAUCUGUAGUAACUUCUCCUGCUUCUCCUCCUGCUUCUUCUCACGCUUCUGCUGUUCCGGUGACAACUACUACAGGAGUUACAUCCUUGCUGACUUCGAGAUCGCUAGCGUCCCCACCUGUGGCCCCGCCCAGGCGGCGCAGGGCAGCAGCCAGGGGUGAGUAUUGCCUGUGUACUGUGUUGUUCCUUGGGGCAGGAAUCAGGGGGGUGGGGGGAUCAUGCAAGUGUCUGAUAAUUGGUGUGUACCUGAGAGGGCGUCACGAGGCGUCUGUCUGGUGGUGGCGUGCCGCGAGGACUGUAAGUGACGCCCCAUGCGUUGCGGCAUUUACAAGAGUGCCCUAGUGAAAUUUAUUAUGAAGAUAAAUUAAGGCACGCACACACACCCAACUACCGUCCACCCAGCCGCCCACCCACACACACACAGCCAUUCAUCCAUCCACGCAUCUUAACUCUCCAUAACGUCACCAUUCCUUUCUUCUUUCCUCUCAUCACCUGCGUCACUGCCCCUAACACCCACCCAACCCCCUACAGACACCCAACCAACACACGUCCAUCACUGCAUUUCUCUUUUUCCCCGGCGCCUCACGAAAUAUGUAAGAGUCACCCUCGUAACCUCCCGGGGGCUUUUCUUUAUGGCUUAUGCGUCACCUUGAGGUAUCUGCACAGUAGCCUCGUUGUUAUUGUGUCCGUAAAGUUGGCGGUGAGCUGUGGUGCCCUGGUGCGGUGCUGCGCGGUGCUGGAGAGGCGGCCACUCGCGAGAUGGAUGGCUUCAAAUAACUGCGCAACAACAGACGUAUGUUAUGGCCACUGAAAAAUACAGGCAGGACGACCAGAGAGAGAGAGAGAGAGAGAGAGAGAGAGAAUAUUUGACAAGGGGAAAAGAAAAAAGGCUUCAAUAACAUUAUAGCCACUGGGGGAAACGUGUUUGUUGUUUUAAAGAUAACGAAGAACAGAAAUUGACGCUAUGACUGCUAAAGCAUGAAAUAUUGCGGAACGACCAGAGAGAGAGAGAGAGAGAGAGAGAGAGAGUCUGUCAUAAUUCAGGCUACAAUAAGAAACAGACAGCAGCA
Messenger RNA from Scylla paramamosain (green mud crab), 2421 nucleotides. Its product is annotated as proline-rich protein 36-like. The record is from RefSeq and is a predicted model, not a curated record. NCBI's taxonomy places the organism in Eukaryota, Metazoa, Arthropoda, Malacostraca, Decapoda, Portunidae. The coding region runs from base 422 to 1693 and encodes 423 amino acids. The transcript has 4 exons.